This is a messenger RNA of Myripristis murdjan (pinecone soldierfish), 1633 nucleotides long. It is a transcript of the gene mef2b, whose product is annotated as myocyte enhancer factor 2b. The transcript is spliced from 10 exons. The record is from RefSeq and is a predicted model, not a curated record. The coding region runs from base 211 to 1491 and encodes 426 amino acids. Gene Ontology annotation, biological process: cell differentiation; heart development; positive regulation of transcription by RNA polymerase II. Lineage: Eukaryota; Metazoa; Chordata; Actinopteri; Holocentriformes; Holocentridae. Gene Ontology annotation, molecular function: histone deacetylase binding; RNA polymerase II cis-regulatory region sequence-specific DNA binding; DNA-binding transcription factor activity, RNA polymerase II-specific.
CUCCGAUCAGCAGACAAGGCUCGAGUCCUCCGAGACACUUGUGAUUUUUGUUCUGGGCAACUUUUCCUGUCAUAUUGACCAAGUGGGUCAAACGCAGAGGCAGAUUGAAAAAAAAAGGGGGCCGCCGGAGUCAAGUCAAAGAACAGCGUGCUCAGUCCAGUGGAUAUUGGAGAACUUUAAAAGGUUGCAGAGUGUCAGACAGUCGAGAGAAUGGGAAGAAAGAAAAUACAAAUUUCUCGGAUUCUGGACCAGAGGAAUAGACAGGUCACUUUCACCAAACGUAAGUUCGGCCUGAUGAAGAAAGCCUAUGAGCUGAGCGUGCUGUGUGACUGUGAGAUUGCCCUCAUCAUCUUCAACAGCACCAACCGUCUGUUCCAGUAUGCCAGCACAGACAUGGACAAGGUCCUGCUCAAAUACACAGAGUACAGUGAGCCACACGAGAGUCGCACCAACACGGACAUACUGGAGACGCUGCGCAGGAAAGGCCUCGGUCUGGACAGCUCAGAGCUCGACAGUGAGGAGAGCAUGCAGGUGUCAACAGAUAAAUAUCCUCUCAGCGAGGGCAUGGACCUCUCUGUGGCCCGACAGCGCUACUAUACUCCAUCACUGCUGAGCCCAGAGGCCCAGUUCCUGAUGUCUGCAGGUGGUGAGAAUGGCUUUUCUAACUCCUCCGGGUCCAGCAUGGUUUCCCACCGAACUCCAGCCUUCAAACCUCUGGGGUCGCGACCAGGCUCUUCUAGCCCUGCUGGCCCCCCCACACACACUGCCUUCAUGACUCCACACUCAGGUAUUGGCUACUCCGUGUUCUCCCAUGGCAACCUGAGUCGGGCCAUGGACAAGAGCCCACCUCCUCUGAACCUGGGCAGUGACGGCCUGAGGGGAGAGGCUGUCAGUCAGGGCAUGGGGGCCACGCGGGCCAACCUCGGCUCUGCUAGAAGCCUCUUGUACCAAGGUUUGCACCCUGGCAGCUCCAUGGUAGCCAUGGGGAAGGCAGGACUGCUGGGCCACAGUUUGGGAGGCUACGGCUUGCCCUCCCCUGGAGCCUCUGAGUACAGCCACCCAGGUUUUCCUCACUCUGUCAGCAUACAGCGAGGAGCAGGGCAUCCCUGGCAACCAGCGCAGCCACCUCAGGAGUCCCAUGGGCCUCAUAUCAGCCCAGCGAUGUCCAGCGGAGGGUGCUCCUUCCCUUCGCAGGCUUCUUCAUCAGGCUCUCCACAUCUGCCCUCCCUCAACCUCAGCAUCAAAUCAGAGCGGAGCUCUCCUGAGCACAUGUCUUCACCCACCUCCCCUCCUCUACACCACCUCAGGCAGCAUUCUCCAAUGAGCAACCCCGAUUCUGCUUGCCAUACCCCCCCUGAACCCUAUCCAGCCAAUGAGAGAAAGGAGUUUCCCAAAGCCGGCUACCCACCCUUGGCCCAACAACUUGGAGAUGAAGAAAAAGGAGGGCAACCUCUCAGGCAGCUAGAGAUCAGUGAUGGGUGGCAAAGAUAGCUGACUGAUACAGUACAGGCCACCCCUCCUCCACCAUCUCCCAUUCAACCAGCUACUGUCCAUCAUGCCCAGCAUAACAAAACCUCACACACACACAUGCACACACACGCACACACACACACACACACACACACACACACAC